Messenger RNA from Dromiciops gliroides (monito del monte), 942 nucleotides. Its product is annotated as putative olfactory receptor 10D4. The record is from RefSeq and is a predicted model, not a curated record. Gene Ontology annotation, molecular function: G protein-coupled receptor activity; olfactory receptor activity. Gene Ontology annotation, cellular component: membrane. Lineage: Eukaryota; Metazoa; Chordata; Mammalia; Microbiotheria; Microbiotheriidae. The coding region runs from base 1 to 942 and encodes 313 amino acids. The transcript has a single exon. Gene Ontology annotation, biological process: G protein-coupled receptor signaling pathway.
AUGGAAAUGAAGAACUACACAGUUGUGACUGAGUUCAUCCUGCUGGGAAUCCCUGAAACAGUGGGGCUGGAGACGGUGCUCUUUGUUCUCUUCUUAUCUUUGUACCUGUGCACCCUGUCAGGGAAUGUGCUCAUCCUCAUGGCUAUCAUUUCUUCCUCUCGCCUUCAUACCCCUAUGUAUUUUUUCCUGGGAAACCUGUCUAUAUUUGACAUGAGUUUCUCCUCAGUUACCUCACCCAAAAUGUUGUUCUAUCUUUCUGGUCAGACACCAGCCAUCUCUUUCCAGGGGUGUGCAGCCCAGUUGUUCUUCUACCAUUUCCUGGGCUGCACUGAGUGCUUCCUGUAUACAGUAAUGGCAUAUGACCGCUUUGUUGCCAUCUGUCACCCUCUACGUUACACAGUUAUCAUGAAUCAUAGGGUGUGCUCCAUCCUAGCAACAAGUACCUGGAUAGGUGGGUGUAUUCACGCUACUAUCCUGACCUCCCUUACUUUCCAGUUACCUUAUUGUGACCCCAACCAAGUAGGCUACUACUUUUGUGACAUUCCUGCUGUCUUACCUCUGGCCUGUGCAGAUACUUCCUUAGCCCAGAAGGUUAGUUUCACUAAUGUUGGUCUUUUGUCUCUCAUAUGCUUCUUUCUCAUUCUCAUUUCUUACACUCGCAUUGGGAUCUCUAUAUCAAGAAUACAUUCUACAGAAGGUAGACGAAGAGCCUUUUCUACCUGCAGUGCACACCUCACAGCAAUCCUUUGUGCCUAUGGACCCGUCAUCAUCAUCUACCUACAACCCACUCCCAGUCCCUUGCUUGGCUCAGUGGUUCAGAUAUUAAAUAAUCUUGUGACCCCCAUGUUGAACCCCCUGAUCUAUAGUUUAAGGAAUAAGGAUGUGAAAUUUGCCCUCAACAAAGUGUUAUAUAAAAUGGGGCUCAUUGUUGAGAAUGAAUAA